AUAUUCAUUCCACAGUCAAACAGUUUUUGACUUGUUCAGUGUUCGGUGCGCGUCUAUAGCAAAAAAUAACUUAUUAUCAACUCUAUUCAAUAUAACUUGGUCAAAAAAAAAAGAAAAAAAUUUUCUAUUGUAUCUUCCAUUAAAAAAAAAUCUUUUGUGCUUUUUAAUAACGUUUCGGAUAAAACUACUUCGCAACUAUCACUAAAAAUUGUUUAUUUCAUAAUCGUUCGGAUUUAGAAAAGAGCGCGGGUGUUAUAAGGCGGCACGCGUCGCAGGAGAAGUGGAAAAAAAUUUGAGCGGUGGGAGAUGCUGGACCAAUAUUCGGUGUGUGGGAUGCUGAAUUUCACGUGUGCCGGAGUUUCUUUCGAAUUCGCGCCUUGUAUCGGUUCCAGUGAAUCGUGCCGAGAGACCGUGGCAGAUCCUUCCCCACGGGCAUUUGCUCGUCGUCGCUCUUCUCUUCUUCAGUCUACUUGUUUCGCAUCAAUGCAAACACUCUCAUUGCCGAGGAUGUCGCAUUGAUCUCAUGUCCUUCUCGCGAAAAUCAAUUCAUUCAAUUCGCGAAUAAAAUAUUCGAUUUCAAAAAAAAAAAAAAAAACAAAAUAGUGAUGGAAAUUAAGAAAAAUUAAAUAAAGUUGAAUUUAACAAAAAUUUUUGAAAACCCGAGUUUUUACCACAAAAUUUAUCAAAAAAGGAAAAAAAUACAAAAAAAAUGAUAAAAGAAUCAAGAAAAUGUUUGAAAUCAAAAAAAGAAGUUAGAAAAAAAGAAUCAAGAAAAAUUUAAGAAAUAAUUUAAAAAUUCAGGAAAAAAUUAUAAAAAAAAAAAAAUUGAGGAAAUAAGAAAACUAAGAAAAGAUUGAGAAAAAAAUUCAAAGAACAAAAUUAAGAAAUAAAAAUCGAGAAAUACCAAAAAAAAAAAAAUGAUAAUGUAAAAACCAAGAGAUAAUAAAAUAAACAAGUAAGAAGAAAGGAAAUAUAUAACAAAAAGAAGAUGAAGUAAAGAACAGGAAGCAAGGAAUUUGGAAAAAAAUAACGAGGCCGAGAAUAAGAAAUAAGGAAAAAGUGAAAAAAAAAAUUAAAGGAAUAAAUGAAAGGAUUUGAUAUAUAAGAAACGAAAAACAAAAGUCAUACGAAAAAAAGGGAGGAUAACAAGCAAGAAUAAUAAUAAUAAUAAUAAUAAUAAAAAAGACAUUAAGAAAUCUAACAAGUUACGGAACAAGAAACUGAAACAGAAGAGAAGAAAAAAAAACGAUGUGAUGAUUUUAGUGAUGAAAGAGAAAACUAUUUCAUUGAGUUUUGAAAAAAAAAUCACUUGUAACAAAAAAUUGCUCAGUUGCGAGCAAAAUAGAUCUCUCUCUGUGUGUCAGUGUUUGUGUAUGAUUAUUAAUAGCCAAAAAUAUGAACACUAGUUUAUUUUUUUUUUUUUAAAUAUUGUCUUACUUCACACAAAAUUUUAAGAAGACAAUAGCUUAUCUUAAGUAACGAAGGAUAAAAAAAAUAAUUUUAUCAAUCCCCUAAUAAUAAGAAUAAUAAUAAUAAUAAUAAUAAUAAAUACCCCUCGGAAAAAAAUAAAUAUUUAAAAAAAAUUGAAAAAUUCAUUAUAAACCAAAUAAAUAAUAUUUUUAAAAAAAAUUGAAAAGUCCAUUAUAAAUAUAAUACAAAAAUAAUUACAAAAUUGAUGAUAAAAUAAAAAAAAAAAAACAAUUUAAUAAAAGAGCUGGUGAAUUAAAGAACUCACUCUCUCUCUCUGAAGUUGAUGUUUGAUUCCGGUGAAUAUAAUUCAAGUGUUGGCUCAAGGGACAUUAAACCUUAUAACAUUACAUACAAAAAGUUAUUUUCCCUUCUAGUUUGUUAUAAUUGAGCCGCGUCUUUGAAAUUCUCCACACGUGCUGCUUCAAUUUCCUUCUUUGAAUACUGUUAAUUGAACCAAGGGCAAAUUAUUGUCUCUCUCUCUCUCUCUCUUUAUUUUAUUUUCUAUAUAUGACAUUUUAUUAGGGAUGAGAAAUAUUUUACAAAACAACUCGAUCAAGUGAAUAGUGUGAAAUUUUAAUUUUUCAAAAUCAGUUUGAAUAAAAAACCAUUUGUGUAUGUGCGCGUAUUUCAAGAGGACAUGUUCGAUAUUUUCAAUCGAAUUUGAAGUGAAUGUUUAAUUUUUUUUUCAAAAAAAAAUAAUAGUGAACAUGUUUCAAUAGAAAUGUUAAUUUUGAACAUGUCCAAAAGGAACAUUAAAUAGAAAAUAUUAAAAUAAAAAGAAAAUCAAAAGUAACGUUAAUUUUGAACAUGUCCAGAAGGAAUUUUAAUAACGAACAUGUCCAAAGUGAACAUUAAUAGGGAACUUGUCCAAAAGGAACAUUAACAACAAACAUGUCCAAAAUAAACAUUAGUUUUGGAAAUAUCCAAAAAGGAACAUUAAUUUUUGAACAAGUUUAAAAUGAACAUUAAUUCUAAACAUGUCCAAAAAGAACAUUAAAACUGACAAUUAGUUUUGGAAAUAUCCAAAAAGGAACAUUAAUUCUGAACAUGCCCAAAAAGCAACCGUAAAACUGAACAUGUCCAAAAUGAAAAUUAAUUUUCGAAAUAUACAAAAGGGACAAUAAUUUUGAACAUGUCUAAAAAUGAACAUUAAUUUUCAACAUACCCCAAAAAGAACAUAAAAACUGAACAUGUCCAAAAUGAACAUUAAUAGCAAACAUGCCCUAAAGAAACAGUAAAAUUGAACAUGUCCAAAAUUGAACAUUUCCAAAAAUAACAUUAAUAUCGAAUAUUCCUGAAACGAAUAUUAAAUACCGAACAUGUUCAAAAUGAUAAAAAAUGAAAAUUUUGAAAAAUAACAUGUUACUAUAAACAUAAUUUUUUCAAAUAUUUUAAAAUCAAGUGAUUGGUGGGAAUCAAAAAAAAAAAAAAAAAAAAUUUUAAAGACAAAAAAUAAAGAAAAAAAUCAUGAUGAAUGAUUCGUUGCUAUAUAAUUCACCAAUUUCCGAGUUGGAGAAUGUGAGUACAGUGAAACAAUAUGUUAAAACUAUUGUUGACGAGAAUCGUGAUCCAAUGUAUAUUGUAUUACCAAUAACAAUAAUUUAUGUCAUUAUAUUUUUCACUGGUUUAAUUGGAAAUGUUUCAACGUGCGUUGUGAUUUCAAAAAAUAAAUCAAUGCACACUGCUACAAAUUAUUAUCUCUUCAGUUUGGCUGUUUCUGAUUUGUUAUUAUUAAUUUCCGGUCUACCACCGGAAAUGUACACAAUGUGGUAUAAUUAUCCAUAUGCAUUUGGGGAAAUUUUUUGCGUUCUCAGUGGUCUUGCCGCUGAAACAGCGGCUAGUGCAACUGUUCUCACCAUUACGGCCUUUACCGUUGAGAGAUACGUGGCCAUUUGUUAUCCCUUCAUUUCGCACACAAUGUCAAAACUCUCGCGUGCAGUAAAAUUUAUAAUGGCCAUAUGGAUUUUGGCAUUUUGUUUGGCAGUACCGCAAGCAAUGCAAUUUGGUAUUGUUGACGACAGCAAUAAAAGUGGAGAGAAAACAAGAUGUUCGAUUAAAAGAAAAUUGUUGGAACACGCCUUUGAAAUAUCGACCAUGUUACUGUUCGUUGUCCCCAUGACUGUCAUUACCAUUCUCUACAUUCUCAUAGGGGUCAAACUACGAAGGUCAAGGCUACUCUCUUCUGUUAAGAGGACACCAAUUGCCGGAGGUCUCAAUCAUUAUGACUCCACACGCGGGAAGAACAGCUCGCAAAGAAAUGUAAUUCGUAUGCUGGUUGCAGUUGUAGUGGCUUUCUUCAUUUGUUGGGCACCUUUUCAUGCACAAAGACUCAUCGCUGUUUAUGGAACAGAAGCGAAAAAUCCUCAUCCUAUUUUAAUAACUGUUUAUACAACGCUUACCUAUAUGUCUGGAAUUUUUUACUAUUUAUCAACUACCAUUAAUCCUCUACUUUACAACAUUAUGUCCAACAAGUUUCGAGAAGCUUUCAAGUCAAUGCUGGCAAAACACUGCGGAAACAGACUACAAACAUCAAGUCCCUUACAUCGUACAUAUACAAGUCUUUCUCGUCAUCCAAGAUCAACUUUUCAUCGUGUUGAUUCCCAUAAAUCUGCAUCAGUUUCUGCCAGCGAGGAAAAUCAACAAUUAUCAACUUUUGAUCAACGAAAAAAUUCAAUUAAAUGCUGCAAUAGUGGAAUUGAACGAAAAAAUUCACAAAUUGUUGUAAUUUCAAAGAUAAAUGGAUCUCAUCCAGAAAUAAUGAGAAAUGGCUCAAGAGCUUCAAAUACAAGUCAAGUCACUGUAAUGACAACUAUUGGAAAAGGUUCCAACGAAGGCAAUAACAAUUCAGAAACCGUGUAUGUCGAUGAAUCUACUUUACGAGUUCAUCAUCGACCACUACAAACCAUUACUCUAGGAAUUUUGGCAGGACGUCUAAGGUUUGGUACAAAGAGUUUAUUUGGAAGUCAACCAAGGCCAUCAAAGAAACCAAAAAUCAAGCCAGAAGUUGCGAGUGCACCGCCAAAAAUUAACAGUCAUCCCAGUAUCGACAGUGGGAAUACUAUAAGUAAUUCCAGCCUUCAAGACUACGAUGAGACAGAAUUCACGGGAAGUGAAUUAGCCACUUAUAUGAAGGAAUUAAAUUUCGAUCUAAUUACUUGACAACCUUUUUGACGCAAGGAAAGUUACAAAACAAACUUGCGAAGAUUUUCAUUGACAAAUUAAGUGAUGCUCUAUACGAAGAUUUAUAUAUAUAGGCUCAUACCUGCCUCCGAUCCUUGAGAAGGACAUAAAAAAAGAAUCUAUUUUUCCGUAUCCAUGAACUGUGAGACCAUGACGUCCAUUUCGAUAUAUACAUAUACAUUUAAUUCUCAUUUUCACCAAAAAGAUAUUUAAUAUACCGAAACUUGCCAAGGAGCUUUUAAAAAUAUAAAUGUAUCAAUAUAAUAAAUACAGCUCCUUAUAUUUUCUUCAAUUUUGAAAUAUUACAAGUAAAUUAUUCCAUUUCAAAAAAAAAAUACAAAAUAAUAAUUUAAAAAUAGAAUAUUUUACAAUUAAUUUGUUUUUUAUUAGAACAUGUUGAAACUAGUCGUAAACAAACAUUACUACGAUAUAAAUAUAGUUCUUAAGAAAAACAAUUAUGUAGAAAGUGUACAUUUCUUUUUAGGAGACUUUUUAAUUAAAAUUUAAGUUAUAUAAUUUUUUAUACUGUAUAUUUUUUUAAAGCUAAAGUAUAAAAAUAGAAUAAGAUUAAAUAAGAGAAAGUUUUAAGAUAUUUCUUAGAGAAAUUUAUACUUAAUUAUUACUUAUAUGACUGGAAAAUUUUUAAAGAUUUUAUUAAUAAUUUCUUGUUUUUGUUACAGAAAGUAUAAUGUAUUGUUAAAUUAUUGAUUAUAAUUUUUUUUGUUUAUUCAACAAAUGAAUAUAUAUAUGUGUGUGUAUAACUGAAAAAAAGACUCCAAUUUAUUUGCAAUUUUUACAUAUAGAAAAAAUGUUCCCUUAAUAUUUUUGGAAAGUAAAGGAGCUUGUUGCGAAGCGGCGCACUCGCUUUUUUUUGUAUUUUAAGUUAGUUGUAUCAAAAUAAAAUUAAAUAAACGUAAAUAAUUUU
This is a messenger RNA of Leptopilina boulardi, 5575 nucleotides long. Its product is annotated as pyrokinin-1 receptor-like. The transcript has 6 exons. The coding region runs from base 2938 to 4629 and encodes 563 amino acids. Gene Ontology annotation, molecular function: neuromedin U receptor activity. The record is from RefSeq and is a predicted model, not a curated record. Gene Ontology annotation, cellular component: plasma membrane. Gene Ontology annotation, biological process: neuropeptide signaling pathway. NCBI's taxonomy places the organism in Eukaryota, Metazoa, Arthropoda, Insecta, Hymenoptera, Figitidae.